Messenger RNA from Xylaria bambusicola, 1748 nucleotides. RefSeq lists its product as uncharacterized. The record is from RefSeq and is a predicted model, not a curated record. The transcript has 2 exons. Lineage: Eukaryota; Fungi; Ascomycota; Sordariomycetes; Xylariales; Xylariaceae. The coding region runs from base 411 to 1046 and encodes 211 amino acids.
CUCUCGAGUCCCUAGGAGAUAUUGGAGACAUUGGGUACGUGUAGCCCUCUCAUGAUAGGACGUUGCCACAGAGGUGAUAAUCUAUCUCUGUGGCAGAUGUAUCUCAAGUAUCUGCAGCACAAUCCGCGUUGACCAGCAACCAAAUUCACCUUGCCCGUUGACAAACACACUCCCUCAUCCUCCUCUUCUUCCCUUUCCUCCUUCCUGCUUCUUUCAACAUCCACACUCUACUAUCCAUAUCCAUCUUCCACACUUACGCUCUGCCAAACAACAUCUUUCACCAUAGUCAAGCUCUUCUGGAUCUCAAUAUCUUCACAUACCAACCAUCUUGUAUCCUUCUUGUCUUACAAGGCCGUCUUCAUCCUUUUACCCAACACCAAUCCGACUUUGUGCGAUCAAAUACCGUCGAGAUGCAGUUUCUGGAAACAGUUGUCGUUUUUCUCUUCACCACUCUUGCCAUGGCUUCUGGGGUCGAGGUGGGCAAGAAGCGUGAGGACGACUGCAGCUGCAGCUCUACCGCAACCAUCACCGUGACUACUUCUGAGACUAUGGAGAUGCCCACUCCUUAUAGCACAAUCACCGUCACCGUCACCAUGAGCACUACUCCUGUUAGCGAAGCUGGCGAGACUCCCACUGGCUACGGUGGCGGCGGAGGUGAAUCUUCUACCUCUGUUGUUGUUGUGCCUUCCGAGUCCGAGUCUUUCACUGGCACUCUCCUCACCGAGACUUCGGCUACCCCUACUCCUCCAGUUGGUACCGAGACUCCCACUACUCCCGGAGGCGGCAGCGAGACCGCUACUCCUGUCUCUUACGGCGGCUCUGAGUCCUCUACCAGUACCCCUGCCAGUAGUGGCACUACUCACACUGGAUCUGGGUCAGUCACCGUCACAGCUUCCACUCACACUCAUACUGGUACUGCAACGACUUCAGUCCCUGAGCCAUCUAGCACCACUCAGUCUAACAAUGCCGCUGCGGCCACCGGUAUAGUGGGCAUGGGAGCUUUACUUGGCGGCGCUGCUGUCAUAGCUAUGGUUCAGCACGUCUAGGUUUUCGAUCGUCUGAGAGGGAGGGUUACAUCAGGAGCUUUCGUGUCACACAAGCUGUGACUUUGUGGACAUUAAAUCGGGAACAAGAUCAACAGACAAUUACUUAACUCUUCACAAAAUGCGGCAGGGAAGCGGCACCUUUGAAGCUCAGUGACGGAACAGAGAAGAUUUGGCCACAAGGGAAAUCAUGGCAUUAUCUCGCCGGUACCUUCCUCGUUACCAGGGCGAUAACCGUCGACAGACUUUUCCACGGUCUCACCGAAUUGUUCCAGCGCAUCCCACUGUCAUUGUCGCUCAGUAAUUGGUUCUUACCCGAAAGUCUACGGCUCAUUCGUGUGUCUCCGGCCCUUCUUGUCACCUCCAUCUCCCGACACGAAUACCCACGACAAUAAAAUGACUUAUUCCUACUCGUCUGGUUAAAAAGUGUCCUUGGCACAUGGAUUCACGAUGGAUAGAGGAAAAUGGAUCGAGCAGGAGUUUAAUAACAUGGUUUGCUUUUCCUUUGGUUUUUUUCGUUCGGACUGAUUGAUUCACCACCGCUACCACCCAUUAAUUUGACCGGAAACCGGGACCGACUUGGUUGCGUUUCCAUGGUAUAGGUCUGCGUUCUGUUGUGGUCUUCGUGUACCUACUACCAGUCCUGCUACUGGUCUACUUCUUAUCACAGCCACGGUAGUAAAAUUGAAUCCUCCCUUGCAUAAC